AACCCACGAAGCUUUGGUUUCCUGUCCUCCCCGUCAAAGGAAGCACAGCAAUACCACUAGCCGAAAAUAACCAUGCAGAGUGACCCACGACACCAAGGCAGCGCGCCCGGUUCUGAGGCAGCCGCGAAUCGGGACGAUUCACAUCGCCAUGCCAAAUCUUUCGAAGUGGACAACGGCACCGAGCAACAGCAUCAUCGUGAUGGAUCUAUUCUCGUACAUGAUGAGUCCAGCGCUAUCACCAUGCUCGGUUCCUUCGUUGCGGGUGCAUCGGUGGGGACGAUGAUCUGCGUACGGUUGUUCAUGUUCGCGCCCAUUGUGUUCUUGCUUCUCUGCGGAGCUUGUGUGGCGGUCAUGGUCGUGCUUCUCUGCGGGGCCGGGGCAGCGGUCGUCACCAAGUCAGACAGCAAGGCCGGCACAAUUUCCCGCCGAGCGGGCAAUUUCAUCUCCGACGUUCUCCUAGCCUUGUUCAGGGGCGUUCGAGAGUUCAACCGCACGUACCAGUUAACGGACAAGGUGAAGGCUACCGUGCAAGAAGCGGCCGGGAAGGUGCAAGUCGAGAUGCAGAAGGUCGGCAUCUGUGACCAUGUCAUGACCAGGGCAUGCUCCCUGUGGGACCAAGUCGACAAGCGGACUGCGCCAGCUGCUCAACCUUCUAAAUUUGUCCAUGGUGCACAAGGGCAAGACACGAUAAGUCUGUUUCGGGAAGAACCCCAGCCUGGUUUCGACAACGCGGGAGAUGCGCCCAAAUCAGCGCCUUGUUCCCCGUCGUCUUCCGAAAACGAGAAGACCGCCCCAGUAAAGUUGUCCGACGCUUAAUCCAGCGCCAUCGCAUCGACCACGCUCAAGACAAUUCCCUGGGCGAAACUCGUACUUACUCGAGAAGAUGUGGUGGGAAGUUAGCUUUGCGUUGUCACCACGAUUGCGACUACCCAUUAGGGCAUGGACAAUCGUUCCCGCGUUGUUCAUGUAGGUCGAGUGCCAAGGGUUUCAUAUGUAGGUAACAACGAACGUAGUGCAGCCACAGGCAAGCCCUUCGAGGCUCCCCUUCGGGGGUACACGUCGUGGUACCGCAGUCUGCGCAAGCCCUUCGAGGCUCCCCUUCGGGGGUACACGUCGUGGUACCGCAGUCUGCGCGAAGCUUGCUCGAGUACGCGCGUUGAACGUGUGAUUGCGCGGUCCGGUGGACUGCGCAGGAAUAUCGAAGAGGAAACUUUGCACUGUAGUCUUCCUGACAGAUUUUUGGAGUAUUGUUGUUGGCACGUAGGUUAGACGUUCUGCUUCCAACUGACGUGUCGUUCCUGUAGCGCGACGGGGAGAACGCUUCAGAGCCAUGUCACAGAUGAAGCCAAUCGCAGCCGCCUCUUUGGGCUCCCCACGGCCAAUGUACUUGUUGGUCGAGGUGUUCUCAUAUAGACUAGACCUUGGGUCUUGGAGUAGGUGACACGAGGAACCCGGAACGUUUGUCGAGUUUCCUCUGAUUCUUCUUUACUGCGAUAUAAGUAGGUGCGUCCAAUCUCGCUUGGCUUGUUCGUGAUUCCUCAGGUUAGUACCUUCUGAGAUGUUCAGCGUCUGACUACUCGCGACGGUUGCUAAGACGAGGAACCCCGAGUACGCAUGAAGGUUCUGGGUCACAACGUGCUACCCCUACCGUUGUAUGAGUCGCGAGCAGUAUGCAGAAUAGAAAACGUUGAAGAAACGUGCGGCGUUAUUUGUGAGCGCGGGUGUCGCUUAGUGUCAUUCUGUUUGGUGGUCACGUCUCGGGUGGCCUCGAUCCCAUGGUCGAGUCCGGACAAGCAGGAAUCGAGUGUCUCCGGCAAAGUGACGACUUGAUGUUGGCAUCGAUUCUCCAGGUGUGCACACACAGCCAGGUGUCCGUGAAACCGGCAUUCAUUCACUAUCGAUAGAAGCGUCCGUCUUAGGGUGUGCAC
This is a messenger RNA of Ectocarpus siliculosus, 1928 nucleotides long. NCBI's taxonomy places the organism in Eukaryota, Phaeophyceae, Ectocarpales, Ectocarpaceae. The record is from the annotation of a GenBank genome assembly.